CGCCUUUCCUCAGGUCACUGACUCGGACCGGCUCGCGAGAGAGAGAGAAAGAAAGAGAAGCGAAUCGCGUUUCACCGAAUACUUUUUGACCCUUUCAGGCACCUGUAGGGGAAGUUGCUGAUUGCUGAAACAGCUGGGAAGGAGAGAGAAAAAAAAAAACAAAGAGGGAAAGGCCUCGCUCCACUCGAGGAGGCGGGGCCUUUUGGUCGCUGAUGCUGUGACGUCACAGCGGGCCGCAGCCAAUCCCGAGCGACUUCGCGCCAAAUUCGAACGCCGGGGAAAAGAAAGAGGCGCGCGCGCUCGGCAGCAGAACUUGAACUCUUUUGGCCCCUCAGUCUCGCCGUUUCUCCCAAAAGAGUUCCUCUUCCAUGGCGACUCCACCUAAACGAAGCCGGGCGGAGAAGAGCAUCAAGAAGAUCGCCAUUGAAGGCAAUAUAGCUGCAGGGAAGUCAACCUUUGUGAAUCUUCUCAAACAAGCCAGAGAAGAGUGGGAUGUUGUUCCAGAGCCGGUAGCAAGAUGGUGCAAUGUUCAGAACUGCCAGGAUGAAUGUGAGGAGGAGCUCUCAGCCUCUCAGAAGUGUGGUGGCAACUUACUCCAAAUGAUGUAUGAGAAGCCAGAGAGAUGGUCUUUCACUUUCCAGUCCUACGCCUGUCUAAGCAGAAUCCGGGCUCAGCUCAAAUCUCUUGAGGGGAAGAUCAAAGAAUCUGAGAACCCCGUAGUCUUUUUUGAGAGAUCUGUUUACAGUGACAGAUACAUUUUUGCAUCUAAUCUAUAUGAGUCUGACUGUAUGAAUGAAACGGAGUGGACUAUUUACCAAGACUGGCACAACUGGAUGAACCAACAGUUUGGAUCACGUCUUGAAUUGGAUGGCAUUAUUUAUCUCCGAGCGACUCCUGAGAAAUGCUUGAAUAGGAUUUAUGUGCGUGGAAGGGAUGAAGAACAAGGCAUUCCCAUAGAAUACCUGGAAAAGCUUCAUUACAAACACGAGAGCUGGCUCCAACAUAGGACUUUACGAAUGGAUUUUGAAUACUUGCAAGACUUACCAAUUCUAACACUGGAUGUGAAUGAAGAUUUCAAAGGCAACAAAGAUAGGCAUGAAAACAUGAUCGAAAAGGUCAAAGAAUUCUUGAGCACUUUGUAGCCUUUCCAGAAAACACACUGCAUCCUGACGUCACAUGAUUUCUUUGUUGCUGCCACUAUUUCUGCUUUUGCUUAAAGUUCUCAGAGGACAAUAUUCUGCUUUUGAAGUAUUGCGUGGAGUUAGCUUGUUUCAGUUUCUUACAUGAAGUGUUUCCUGCAGAAAUUAAGAUCAUGCGUACAUGCCUUUGGAUGUGUAAUGUAACUGAAAUAGUUCAGUAAAAUUACACGUGGUGUCUCUGGACUAGAAGUAAUGAAAGUUGGGUGGGAUUUCAAGUCCUUUUCAUGAACAACCUAGAACUGGAAUACUUUUACGUUCUGCAAUUCUGGAGGUUCACCCCAUAGGGAGGCAUUUCCCACUCAUGUGCCAUGUGAUUGAGAACGUAGAAUCAGCAUUUUGUCCAAUCUGUUUAUGUAAGAAUGAUGCAUUUCAAAAAGAGCUAUAUAAAUUAGCAACAGCAAACAAGCCAUCAUGAAUGGAGAAAUGUUCGUUACCAAAAAAAUCAAAGUGGAUCUUUAAUGUCAGUCCUUUUUAGUAUUUUGUUUUUGUUUCUGCAGACCAAAAUAUCAAAACAAUUGUAAGUGUUUGCCCUUUUCAGGUAACUAGAUUCUAUUUCUUCGGUUCUUAAACUGGCCUAUUAUACCAAUUUCUCACUGAGCUGAAAAAUGAGCAUAUAGUCUUAAAGCAAAAGGCCAGCAGUAUGGCAAAUAGGAUUCCUCACCCUGCUCCCAAAUCUUUGAAAUGAAAUAUUUAUUAUAUCAGCAUUUUAUGAUGUGUGUAUUUAAUAGAAGCACCAGAAAUGUCUCUAAAUUUUGUGAAAUCUUUGGUUGGCCGUUCUUGUUUAAAAUCUGGCGAUAUCUAUUCUGGUGCCCGAUUGUUGCUACCCUUCACAUUUACGGAUUUUUGUGUAUUCCUGCAAUUUCUCCUCAAGAUAAAGGAGGCUUUAUUUAAUACACCUGUCCCUUUCCUGUUGAGGCUCCAUUAAAGGAAGGGACAAUGGCACCUGUAUUUUUACUCACUGAAUAAAUGCAGUCUUUGAAAAAUCGCUUACCAUUGCAAGUAGUAAAAAAGGGGUCCAUAGCAGUAAUAUAUUUUAAAUUAUUUGACAACUAUUUUUUUGUAUUGCAAAAUAUAAAUUGUGAAACAUUCCUUGGAUACUGUAUUUUAAUAUGUUUUGUUUUUCUAGACAUCGUUGGUCUUUUUGAAUACUUUUUGCAUACCAUGAUUCUUCUAUGUUAGCGCUGAGCAUUUUAUGCAAUCAUGUUGGAAACCUUUGUUAAACUGAAAUAAAUAUGGAAGUAUC
Anolis sagrei ordinatus is the source of this 2442-nucleotide messenger RNA. It is a transcript of the gene DCK, whose product is annotated as deoxycytidine kinase. Gene Ontology annotation, biological process: nucleobase-containing compound metabolic process. NCBI's taxonomy places the organism in Eukaryota, Metazoa, Chordata, Lepidosauria, Squamata, Anolidae. Gene Ontology annotation, molecular function: deoxycytidine kinase activity; ATP binding. Gene Ontology annotation, cellular component: cytoplasm. The record is from RefSeq and is a predicted model, not a curated record.